This is a messenger RNA of Siniperca chuatsi (mandarin fish), 1919 nucleotides long. RefSeq names its product E3 ubiquitin/ISG15 ligase TRIM25-like. The coding region runs from base 216 to 1919 and encodes 567 amino acids. The transcript is spliced from 7 exons. The record is from RefSeq and is a predicted model, not a curated record. NCBI's taxonomy places the organism in Eukaryota, Metazoa, Chordata, Actinopteri, Centrarchiformes, Sinipercidae. Gene Ontology annotation, molecular function: zinc ion binding; protein binding.
GGUCAGUGCAUCUAAUAUGAGCUUAUCUAAUGUAUGAGAGGUGGUUCAAUAAAAUGUUUGCACUUUGCUUUAUCUGGGGCAGCCUAUUUGCUGGUUUUCUGGCUGUGAUUGGAGGCUUCAGGGUGCAGCAGGUGAAACCUGAGUAGCGUCAUCAGCACACCUGUGAGCCACGCCCAUCUUUGUCCCUUCCAGUUUCUGUUCAGACUGAGUAGGAGAUGGCAGCAGCAACUAUUUCUAUUGAACAAGACCAGUUUUGUUGUUCAGUGUGCCUGGAGGUUUUAAGAGACCCGGUGACGAUCCCCUGUGGACACAGCUAUUGUUUGGACUGCAUAGAAGACUACUGGAACAGGACCAAGCAGAAAGGCCAGUACAGCUGCCCACAGUGCAGGCAGGUGUUUAAUCCGAGACCUCUGCUGAGCAGAAACACAGUUCUGGGUGAAGUGCUGGAAAAGUUUCAGCGAACCGGAUUUCAAGCCGCUGCUCAACACUUGGCCAAACCUGCGGAUGUGAAAUGCAGUGUUUGCACCAGGAGAAAAGGCAAAGCUGUUAAAUCCUGCCUCGCGUGCUCGGAGUCUUACUGCGUGGCUCACUUGAGAGUCCACGAAGAACGCUUUCACGGGAAGACCCAUAAAUUGAUCCCAGCUGUAGAUCAGCUGAGAGAGAAGCUGUGCCCACAGCACGAUAAAUCACUGAGGCUGUACUGUCUCACCGACCAGCAGUGUGUCUGUUCCCAGUGUGUUAAAGAGAGCCACAAGGGCCAUGACACAGUCUCAGUGGGGGAUGAGAGAGCAACACAACAGAAAAAACUACAGGAAACCUCUAUGAAGUCUGUGCAGAAAUUGAAGGACACGGAGAAGGAACUUAGAUAUGUUGUCAGAUACAUCAAGCACUCCACACAAGCAGCAGUGGAGGAGAGUGAGAGGGUUUUCUCUAAGCUGAUCCGCUCCAUAGAGAAACAAAGCUGUGAGGUGAAGGAGCUGAUCAGAGUGCAGGAGAGAGCAGCUGUCAGUCAGGCUGAGGAGCUGCUGGAGAAGAUACAGAGGGAGACAGCUGAGCUCAGGAGGGCUGAUGCUGAGCUGGAGAAGCUUUCUCGCAACGGGGACCACGUCCACUUUCUUCAGAAGUGCAAGUCUCUUCACUUACCUACAAAGACUGUGGAGAUGCCCAACACUGAUGCACUUCAAUACUUGAUGUAUAAAACCAUGAGAGGAGCCCUGGCUGAUCUCAAAGACAGUCUGGCCGAAACACUUGAAAGGGAAUUCAACAGGAUCUCUGAUAAGGUAAUUUCGCUUAAGGAAACCAGCAAUCAAAGUACCUCUGAAAAGACUAAAGCAAAAGACAUUGACAUACCAUACAACUCGGAACCAAAGACAAGAGCUGAUUUCCUACAAUAUUACAAUGAUAUAACCCUGGACCCCAACACAGCCAAUCCCUAUCUAAGCUUCUCUGAUGGUCGAAGAGCGGUGACCACACGUUUGGAGCCGCAGCCAUACCCAGACCACCCGUCUCGCUUCACCAGCUGGGCCCAGGUACUGUGCAGAGCUGGGAUGGCUGGACGCUGCUACUGGGAGGUAGAGUGGGCUGGUAACGGCGGGGUUUCCAUUGGUGUCUGCUACAAAAACAUGAGCAGGAGCGGAGGAGGGAGCGACUGCAAGCUUGGACACAACUCCAAAUCUUGGAGUCUGGACUGCACUUACUCAGUCUGUUCAUUUCAGCACAAUAAGGAGAGCGUGACCAUCGCUGCCCCCUGCUGCAGCAGGAUAGGAGUGUAUCUGGACUUCCGAGGGGGGACUUUGUCCUUCUAUAAUGUUUCUGAUUCGAUGGUUUUACUCCAUAAAGUCAAGACUACAUUCACCCAGCCUGUAUACCCAGGAUUUUGGGUGGGGUUGAGCUCUACUUUGAGGGUGUGCUCUCUCUAA